Messenger RNA from Miscanthus lutarioriparius, 2400 nucleotides. Lineage: Eukaryota; Viridiplantae; Streptophyta; Magnoliopsida; Poales; Poaceae. The record is from the annotation of a GenBank genome assembly.
AUGCUGCUGCACAGGCUGCUGGGUCCGAAGAACCACGUUGCGGCACACACACAACUGAGAGAAGCAGCGCGGAUGAGGAAGCCAGUGCCGGAAGGGGACGCUUCUCCCCAGCCACUCCGGGAUCGAAGCAAUCAGGUGCUGGAAGGUGGGGCCCAUAAUCUUGCAAUGCUGACGAAUCAUCAGAAUAGCAAAUAUGGGGAACUUACCCGUAAUAUCCGAGAAAACCAGCUUGGAGGGGUGAUCUUUGGUUGCAAGCAUGAUACAAUUGAUGAAUGCUUCAGAAAACAGCUAUUCGGUCUGCCUUCAGUCCACUAUUCAUAUGUUAGAAAUGUCAAACCUGGCAUGCCUUUAUUUCUAUUCAAUUAUAGUGACAGAAAGCUCCAUGGAAUUUUCGAAGCUGCAAGUCCUGGUGAGAUGUAUAUUGACCCAUACGCUUGGAGUAAUGAUGGUUCUUUAAGGACAGCUUUUCCUGCGCAGGUUCGUAUUUGCACAAAGACUCAGUAUCCACCUCUGCUGGAGAGCCAAUUCAAAACGUUGCUUGGUGACAACUAUUACAACCAUCAGCACUUCUAUUUUGAGCUUGACCAUGCACAGACAAGAGCUUUGAUUUCUUUGUUCAAAUCACUUGCUCCUGCUAAUCAAGUUCCAGCUGUUUCAAGCAAAAGGAAUAUUGCAGUAUCAUCACCACCAACUAGAAUGAAGCUAUCAGCUGUUCCUGACCCAAAGAAAGUCACAGCAAAUUCUAAGGACACCAAUCCAUUUAGUGUUCUAUCAAAUACAGCCGCUCCAUUUAACUGGGCUGAUGAUGUGGAAAGUGCUAGUAACACUGAUGAGAAGAAAUCUGAUGAUUCAGUUUCUGAUUAUGACAAUUUGGGUGACAAUCUUCUUCAAGACCAAUUUAGUCCUCAUUCCAAUCCAGAUGUGGUCAGUCAAACUUCCUCAUGCAAAACUCUUGGCCAAAGACUGGAGCUUACUGAAUGCAAUCAUCCAGUUGUCAAUCCUGUGAAUGGUGAAAGAAUCAUAACUGAUGAAUCAAUGCUUUUGAAUUCACACAAUGAGCAUAAUGGUGCUGUGGAAGUUGAUGAAAUAGAGAUUGAAGCUCACAAUAACCCAGGUGGUGUUGUUGGGCUACAGCCAGAAAGACAGACUGUCCUAGAAAAACUGAAAAAGUUAUCUUCCCUACGACAGCAAGCGGCCAUAUCUUCCCAGGAUUGUACUGAUUCUGGUUCAGAUCAAUGCGUACCUGAUGAAAACCAGACCAACCCAAAUCUUUCCUGUGGCCCGUUUGAUGCUACAAUGGAAGAUAAAACCUCAUUUGAUGAGUGCCAUGGAAAUGCUGAGGUGCUGCAAAUCAUCACUCAUUUACAGAUGAGGACUGAAGCAUUGGAGAAGAAGCUGAUUGGGUCAGACAAAGAAAUACUUUCGUUGAGGGAAGUAGUUAAAGACUCAGGAAGAAAAGUUCAGCAGCUGGAAUACCUUGUAGAUGAGUUACAAUUCAAAUUUGACUCUUCGCUGUCUCAUCUUGGAAGCAUGUGCAAUACUCUAGCCAAGCCAUCAAUAUUCCUGAUUGGUGGUUAUAAUGGUGUGACCUGGUUAUCAUCUCUUGAUUCUUUUACUCCUGAGAAAGAUGCAGUCAUGGGUCUCACACCAAUGAGUUCUCCCCGCUCAUAUGCAUCUGCUGCUGUAUUAGAUGGUCACAUAUUUGCUUUUGGCGGUGGUGAUGGCAUGUCAUGGUAUAACACAGUGGAAUGCUAUAGCUCGAGAAAUAAUGAGUGGACGGAAUGCCCCUCCUUGAACCGGAAGAAAGGAAGUCUUGCUGGGAUCUGUCUUAAUGAUAAAAUAUACGCUAUUGGUGGAGGAGAUGGAAAUGAAACUUAUUCAGAAGUUGAGAUGUUUGAUCCGUACCUUGGGAAAUGGAUAUGUAGCCCAUCUAUGCUGCUCUCUCGGUUUGCUCUUGCUGCGUCUGAACUAAAUGGAGUCAUCUAUACAUCUGGUGGCUAUGAUGGAGACAUGUACUUGGAAUCAGCAGAAAGGUAUGAUCCAAGGGAGGGCUUCUGGGUCCGGCUUCCAAGUAUGAGUACUAGGAGAGGAUGCCACACCUUAACUGUCCUUGGAGACACCCUAUAUGCCAUGGGAGGGUAUGAUGGGGACAAAAUGGUUUCUAGCGUCGAGAUCUAUGACCCUCGUCUUAAUGCCUGGAGGAUGGGUGAUCCAAUGAACACCCCAAGAGGAUAUGCUGCUGCCGUUUAUCUUGAUGAUAGCUUAUUCCUAAUUGGUGGCAUGCAGUCCAGUGUGCAGAUCUUGGAUACUGUGGAAGUUUACAAUGCAAGUUCUGGCUGGUCAGUCCUUGGUUUUAGUUCUAUUGGGAAGAGGUCCUUCGCCUCUGCCGUUGUCAUGUAA